AUGGCGUUCGAGGGUGUUCUUACUAAUGGUGCAUCUGAUAUGUUGAAAAAUCUGGUUACUCUACUUGGAAAUGAGAUUAGUCUUGCUUGGGGUGUCAAGGAUGACCUGAGAAUGCUUAAACAGACAUUAGAGGUCAUUGAGGCUAAAACAUCCGAUGCGGAGACCAAGCAGGUGAACGAUGCUGCGGUUUCACUUUGGUUAAAAAUGCUCAAACAAGUUUCUUACGAUGCUGAUGAUCUUCUGGAUGAAUUUUCUUACGAAGCUAUGCGCCGAUCUCAUCAUAAGAAAAGAAGGGAUGCUGAUAAAUCAGAGAUAGUUAAGCUGUUAACAACGAUGAGCAUGUCUUCGCCAUCUUCUUUACCAUCAAAUUCUUCUGUAAAUUCUAAUAUACAUGAAAAUGUCUCCGUCAUAUCCAUAGUUGGUAUGGGGGGACUUGGAAAGACCAGCCUAGCACAAUCCAUCUACAAUGAUAAAUCAGUAGAAAAAUACUUCGAAAAAAAAAUGUGGGUGUGCAUCUCAGAUGACUUCGAUGUGUUUAAAAUCUUAAAAAACAUUAUGGAGUCGGCAACUGGUUCUAGAUGUCAAGAUUUUUCAAACUUUGAUGUCUUUGUAAAAAAGGUUAUCGAAGAAUUACAAGGAACAAAAUAUUUGUUAGUUCUAGAUGACUUAUGGAAUGAAGAUCCCAUAGAAUGGAAUAAACUUAAGAGUGUCCUAGACUGCUGCGUUUCUGUUGGCAGCAAAAUUAUAAUCACUACACGCAGCCAAACAGUUGCAUCUGUGGUGCAAGGUUUAAUUCCUCCUUACAAUCUAAAUGUAUUAUCUGAAGCAGAGUGUUGGUCUAUCAUCCAGAACAGAGCUUUUUCUGCAUGA
Molecule: messenger RNA, 870 nt
Organism: Papaver somniferum (opium poppy)
Lineage: Eukaryota; Viridiplantae; Streptophyta; Magnoliopsida; Ranunculales; Papaveraceae
Product: disease resistance protein RGA2-like
Exons: 2
Coding region: 1-870 (289 amino acids)
Biological process (GO): defense response to other organism
Molecular function (GO): ADP binding
Source: RefSeq, a predicted model, not a curated record